Lontra canadensis (Northern American river otter) is the source of this 3008-nucleotide messenger RNA. RefSeq lists its product as uncharacterized. Gene Ontology annotation, molecular function: nucleic acid binding. NCBI's taxonomy places the organism in Eukaryota, Metazoa, Chordata, Mammalia, Carnivora, Mustelidae. Gene Ontology annotation, biological process: DNA integration. The record is from RefSeq and is a predicted model, not a curated record.
AUGCGAGUGGCCGAGGACAUGGUCGUGCUGUAUACCCCCAUGGGGCCGCGCGCAGUGAUUGUGAAGUGGUGUAUUAUAACGUGGCUUAGGCGCGGGGGGCGUUUGAGACCCGUGAUUGAUUACGCAUGCUUGAGUGGCGCGACCGUGCGGGCAGUGAGAAAGGACAAGUGGAAACUACCAAAACUACCUCUACCUAGGGAAAUAAUAGACCAAAAGAAAUACUGCAUUCCUGGAGGGACUGCAGAGAUUAGUGCCACUACUAAGAACAUAAAAAUGCAGGGGUGAUGAAUUCCCAGCAUAUCCCCAUUCAACUUGCCUAUUUGGCCUCUGCAGACAAGAGAAUUUUGGAGAAUGACAAUGGUUAAGCUGGUGGUGACUCCAGCUGCAGCUGUUUUACCAGAUGUGUUUUCAUUACCUUAACAAAUUAACACAUUUCCUUGGUACCUGCCAUGGGAGUACUGAUCUGUUAAUUUUCCCUCCAUCCCUGUUAAUAAAGACAACCAGAACCAAUUUUUCACUUGGCAAAAACAAGUAAAUAACUUCAGUAUCCUACCUCAGGGGUACAUCAGCUCCCCAGCCCUAUAAUUUAGUUUCCAUUAUAAUAAUUUAGUUCACAGGGAUCUUAAUUCUCUUUCCCUUCCACAAGAUGUCAUAUUGGUCAAUUACAUUGAUGACAUUAUGCCAUUGGACCUUGCAAGCAAGAAAUGACAACUGAUGAGACAUCUGGAUGUCAGGGUUGGGAAAUAAAUCUAACAAAAACUUAAGAGGCCUUCUAUUACCUCAGUGAAACUUCUAGAGAUCCAGUGGUGUGGGGCAUGUCAUGAUAUCCCUUCUAAGUUGUUGCAUCUGGCUCCUCCUACAACUAAAAAAGAGGCACAAAGCCUAGUGGACCUUGGAUUUUGGAGGCAACCUCUUUCUCACUGGGGUAUGUUACUUCCCAUUUACCAAGUGAUGUGAAAAGCUGCUAGUUUUGAGUAGGGCCCAGAACAAAAGAAGGCUCUGUGACUGCAACAGGUCCAGACUGCUAGGCAAGCUUUGCCUCUUGGGCAAUAAGGCCCAGUAAAUCCAAUAGUGGUGUUUGAAAUAUCAGACGCUGGUAAUGAUGUUGUCUGGGUCCUUUGGCAGGACCCUACAGAUGGGUCACAGUGCAGGCCCUUAGGAUUUUGAACCAAAGCCAUGCCAUUCUCUGCAGUUAACUACUCUCCUUUUGAGAAACAGGUUUUAGCCUGCUACUGAGACUUAGAGACAAACAAAACCAUGGGCCACCAAGUUACCAUCAUAAACUGGGUAAAUGGUCAGGUGUGUGAUUCACAGACUGUGGCCAGUGGUUUGGCUGGGUGAUCAGGAGCUUGGAAGGAACAUGAUUGGAAAAUUCAUGUGAAGGAAGUCUGGAAAAGAGGUAUAGACCUCUCUGCAUGGGUAAAAGUGAAGCUCUUUGUGUCCCAUGUUAAAUGCUCAGCAGAAGAGGAUUUUAAUAAAGUGGAUAGGAUGACCCAGUCUGUGGACACCAUUCGGUUCUUUCCUCAGCCACCCUAUCAUCACCAGUGGGUUCUUGAACAAAGUAGCCAUGGUGGCAGUGAUGGCCAUUACCCAUGGGUUCAGCAACAUGAGUGUCCACUCAUUAAGGCCAAUCUGGUUAUAGCCACUGCUGAAAGCCCAAUCCGCCAGCAACAGAGACCAACACUGAGUCCCCGAUAUGGCACCAUUCUCUGGUGGCAGGUUGAUAACAUUGGACUGCUUCCAUCAUGGAAGGGGCAAUAUUUUUUUCUUUCUAAAUAGAACAGACACUCUGGAUACAGAUUUGCCUAUACCGUACAUAAUGCUUCUGUCAAAACUACCAUCAGUGGACUUAUAGAAUGCCUUCUGAUAUGGUAUCAUGGUAUUCUAAACAGCAUUGCUUCUGAUCAAGGAACUCAUAUCACAGUAAUUGAAGUACAUCAGUGGGCCCAUCUUCAUGGAAUUCACUAGUCUUCCCAAGUUCCCCACCAUUCUGAAGAAGCUGUGACAGAAUGGAAUGAUGUUUUAAAGACUCAGUCACAAUGCCAGCUAGGUGGCAGGGUCUUGCAGGGCUGGGGGAUGGUUCUACAGAAGGCUCUUUAUGCUCUGUAUCAGCAUCCAGUAUCUGGUGCUGUUUUUCCCAUAGUCAGGAUUCAUAAGGCCAGGAAUCAUGGGGUAGAAAUGGGAAUGACACCACUCACUAUUACCCCUGGUGACCCAAUAGCAAAAUUUUUGCUUCCCCUCCCCACAACCUAUGCCUGCUACACAGAGGUCUUAGUUCCAAAGGGAGGAAUGCUUCUACCAGGAGGAGAAAAAAUGAUUCCAUUUAACUGUAAAUUAAGACUGCUACCCAACCACUUUGGGUUUCUCAUCCCUCUGAAUCAAAAGGCAAAGAAGGGAUUAAGGGUGCUGGCUGUGGUGAUUCAUCUUAACUACCUAGGGGAGGCUGGACUGCUACUCCACAAUGGUGAUAAGGAGGAGUAUGUCUAGAGUAUAGGAGAUCCUUUGGGGCUUCUCUUAAUGUUACCCUGCCCUAUGAUUAAGGUGAAUGGCAAACUACAAACUAUAAAGGCAGGCUUAUUCAUGGGCCACACACCCAAGAAUGAAUUUUGGGUCACCCCACCAAGUAAAGAACCAUGACCAACUGAGGAGCUUGCUAAGGGCAAAGGGAAUAUGGAAUGGGUGAUGGAAGAAGGUGGUUAUAAAUGCCUAUUAAAACCAUGGGACCAGUUUCAGAAAUUGGACUAUAAUUGUCAUGAGUGUUUAUUUUGUUGUGUGUAUAUAUGUAUAUAAAUCUUUAUUCCUUUUUUAUACCAUUAUCAUGUAAUAUAAGAUGUACUGACCUUAUAGUAUAUAAGUAUUACUAACUUUACAUCAUAAUACUUAAGUUGUGGGAUAUAAGGGAGAAAAGUAAACAUUAUGCAAGACUUUGCACCCUCUUCUGGGAAAGGAUUUGUGUAUUUUUUGGUUGUAUGCAAGAUAGUUGUAUUAUGUUAGGUGGAAGUAUGUCC